UUCCUGAAUUCAGAGCAACAGAUGAGAGAGGCAGUUCGGCAGGACUCCACCAAGGUUUUUGUUUUCUGAUAAAAACACGAUAAACCUCGGCUUGUAAGUCCAGCGUCGUCGGCUCGCUUCGAGGAGUGUCGGCUCUCUGCCACGAUGGUGGAGACUCUAGCUGGGUGUAUGUUUGAGGACAUCGAGUAUGCAGAUAUCCAAGUAGAAGCGGCUGUUGGCAGAGGGACUUUUGGGGUUGUCUUCAAAGCUGUGUGGAAAGGAAAGGAUGUAGCAAUCAAGACCAUUGAGAGUGACAAUGAACGGAAUGCUUUCCUUGUUGAGCUCCGCCAGCUCUCCCGAGUGAAUCAUCCCAACAUUGUUAAACUCUAUGGCUUCUGUGACAAUCCAGUCUGUCUGGUCAUGGAGUAUGCAGAAUGUGGAUCUUUAUAUAACCUUCUGCAUGGUGCAGAGCCACAGCCCUACUAUACAGCAUCCCAUGCAAUGAGCUGGUGUCUGCAGUGUGCCCAGGGAGUUGCCUAUCUACAUGCUAUGAAGCCAAAGGCUUUAAUUCAUAGGGACCUCAAACCACCAAAUCUACUGCUUGUGGCUCGUGGUACUGUGCUGAAGAUAUGCGACUUUGGAACAGCUUGUGAUAUUCAGACCUACAUGACCAAUAAUAAAGGAAGUGCAGCCUGGAUGGCACCAGAAGUAUUUGAAGGCAGUAACUACAGUGAAAAGUGUGAUGUGUUCAGCUGGGGGAUUAUCCUGUGGGAGGUCAUCACACGCAAGAAACCCUUUGACGAGAUUGGUGGUUCUGCAUUUUGCAUAAUGUGGGCUGUCCAUAGAGGUACUCGACCUCCUCUGAUCAAAGACCUUCCAGAACCCAUAGAGACUCUGAUGACACGCUGCUGGGACAAAGAACCCAGCCAGAGGCCGUCAAUGAAUGAGGUCAAAAACACUAUGAAUCAUCUAAUGAAGUACUUUCCAGGUUCAGAUGAACCACUGGAUCUUCCUCAUCAGUCGUCAGCCAGCAGAAGUGGCUCUUCAUCAGCCACAAGCACUGACUCGUAUGCUGACUGCACUAUCAACUGUAGCCGGAGUGAUGACGACACAGAACACAUAAACUCAGUUGGCAGAGAGGAAACCCUGAAAGGUGUCGAGUCCAAAUUUCCACUUCAGUUCAAGCCCUCAAAGAGUCCUGCAUUGCGUCCUGGUCUGUCCAGGAUCCCAGGUGUGGACACUCAACCAGGACCUUCCCAAAACCCAAACCACUUGAGCAGUUCUCCAAUCAACUCUAGCCAGUCAGAACUGAGGAUAUGGAGCUCCACAGCUACCAAUGGAGUAGAUGGCUAUCUGAAACUGGAUUAUCAGCUGCAGCCUCUGGCUCCUUGUCCAAACUCCAAAGAGUCCAUGGCUGUGUUUGAGCAGCAUAUCAGGAUGGCUCAGGAGUACCUCAAAGUCCAGUCAGAGAUUGCUCUUCUUGUUCGGAGAAAGAAGGAGCUAACGACCGAGCUGGAGCAGGAUGAAAUGGAGCAGCAGACCUCGUUUCGACUCAUCCAAGAGCGCAGCAAUCUGCUGGAGGACAACAGCAGCCUAUCAGCCUACUGCCAGGGCCUGAAGAGUAAACUGAGCCUGAUGAAGAGCCAGAACUAGCAGCACAGCUGGAACAAAAUGAUGGGCUGCACCAAGCAGUCCACAUCACUGUUGUUUUGACUGUAAUCGCUCCCCUUUUGAAAGAAGAGAACAAUCACUGGCAGGAAAGCCCGUUAUCUUAGAAAAUAAGACUCUGCUAACUACAUAAGGUAGAUCAAGAUAAUGUUAAAGUGAAAGUUGUUAAUUUGGAAUUAAAGCCUUUAAAGUCCAGCUGAAUUAUAAGUUGAUAUUCUUUGUUAAUGAACUACACUGUGUGCACAAUUAUUAGGCAAGUUGUAUUUUUGAGGAUUAAUUUUAUUAUUGAACAACUCCAGUGCUCUCGGUCAAUCCAAAAUGUUCAUGAACCUAAACCUGCAUGUUUAAGAAAGUAAAAGUGAGGUUUUGUCUUUCAUAAGAGAAUAUAUAUAAGCACAAUUAUUAGGCAACUAUUAGUGUGCAGAAUUAUUAUGCAACUAAAUGAAAAAACGAACAUUUUCCCAUUUCACCUGUUUAUUUUUGUCUGUUAAAGUGAGAAUAAUGAAACAACUCAGAAUUUACAGAUAUACAUUUCUGACAUGUCCAAAAAAGAAAAAUCAGGGACCAAUAUAGCCACCCUUCUUUUCAAUAACUGUCACAAGCCUUCGAUUCAUGGAGUCUGUCAAUGUCUUGAUCUGUUGACGAUCAACUUUUUGUGCAGCAGCGGUGUACAGGGCCCACAGGUUCUCAAUGGGGUUAGGUCAGGUGAGGAAGGGGGCCAUGUCAUUAUUUUUUCAUCUUUAAGGCUUUUACUGGCUAGCCAUGCAGUGGAGUAUUUCGAUGCAUGCCAUGGAGCAUUGUCCUACAUAAAAAUCAUGAUCUUCUUGAAAGAUGCAGACUUUUUCCUGUACCACUGCUUGAAAAAAAGUGUCUUCUAAAAACUGGCAGUAGGUUUUUAAUAAUUUAAUAAUAACAGCCCAUACCAGUACCCCACCUCCACCUUGCUGGCGUGGAGGUGGGGUACUGGAGCUGUGUCCGUUACUGAUCCAGCCACAGGCCCAUCCAUCUGGUCCAUCAAGAGUCACUCUCAUCUCAUCAGUCCAUAAAACCUUUUGAAAAAUCUGUCUUCAGAUAUUUCUUGGCCCAGUCUUGAUGUUUCAACUUGUGUAUUUUGUUCAUUGGUGGUCGGGUUUCGGCCUUCCUUACCUUGGCCAUGUCUGUAAGCACUGAACACCUUGUACUUCCGGACACUCUGGGUAGGUUGCAGUUCUGGAGUAUGGCAGCACUGGAGGAUAAUGGGUUCCUGGUAGCUUCAUGUUUGAUUCUUCUCAAAUCUUUGGCAGUUAAUUUGCGGGGGGGGUUUCUCAAUACAUGUCCCUGUUUGCUAUUUGCAACAAAACGUUUGAUGGUUCUGUGGUCACGCCCCAAUAUCUUAGCAAUUUCAAGAGUGCUGCAUCCCUCUGAAAGACUUGACAAUUUUUGACUUUUCAGAGUCCUUUAAAUCUCUUUUUUGGCCCAUUUUACCUGAGGAAGAGAAGCUGCCUAAAAGUUAUGCACACCUUUAUAUAGAGUGUUGAUCUCCUUAGGCCACAGCCUCACUCAUUACGCAAAUACACAUCACCUGAUAUGCUUAAAUCCAAUAAGCACUCAAGUCUAUACAGCUUGAAGUUGAAAAUUAUGCAUAAAAAUUAUGAUAUGGCCAAACUACUCUCUUGCAUAAUAAUUGUGCAUGCAGUGUAUAGAUCUAUGGUGUCAUGUGUAACAUCCUUUGAGCCAAGCUGCUUUGAAGGAUCCCGGUAUUCCCGUGUCUUAUAAGAUGCUUUUGGACCACAGGAACUUUUUCAUAGUUGCAGUAACUGUUUUACGGAGUUUACAGAGGCCAAAUGGCCCCCAUGUUAUGGGGCAGUCUCUGUUACUGAGUGUUAUGAAUGUACAUUCAUUUUCAUAUUUACAUUUUGUCAGAGCUGAAAUGUCCCAGACUUUGAUAUGCAAAUAUGUUUUUUAGAGGUUGUUAAUAUUAACACCCUCUUUAUGAGCACAUAUGAUUAUUUUGAAACAAGAUGUUAUUUCACUUCAUAUCUUUUAGAUUAAAAAGACAUUUUAAUGAAACUUU
Molecule: messenger RNA, 3700 nt
Organism: Oreochromis niloticus (Nile tilapia)
Lineage: Eukaryota; Metazoa; Chordata; Actinopteri; Cichliformes; Cichlidae
Product: mitogen-activated protein kinase kinase kinase 7
Exons: 14
Coding region: 145-1632 (495 amino acids)
Biological process (GO): JNK cascade; positive regulation of canonical NF-kappaB signal transduction; protein phosphorylation
Molecular function (GO): ATP binding; MAP kinase kinase kinase activity
Source: RefSeq, a predicted model, not a curated record